AUGGAGUUCAAUGUAAGCCGUCGUACGGUAGCACCAGAGUAUGAGGUCAAAUUUGAGUGGAGUCGAGCAACGGCGAACCCGUCCCCCAAGGAUGACCAUGAGUGGGUGGAGGUGCUGCGGCGCCCCCCAGAGACCUGGUCACCCGCCGAGGUGGCGCACUGGGCUAGGCAGCCGCGGGAACGAGGCGGCGCCGACCUCGGUGUCAACCUGGCGGAGAGGCUCCAGGAGAACGCCAUCGACGGGUACCUACUGCUGAUGUACGGCAGCGGCGGCGGCGGUGGCGGCGGCGGCGGGGGCAGUGGCGAUGUGGCGUCUGAGCUCCGUCAGGCUGUUGAGCAGCUGCGCACGCUCCAGGACCGCAUCCUGUACGGCGAUGUCGUGCUGCCGCCGCCGCGGGAGCUGUUGGAGCAGCCGCUGGGGCCCUUAGGGGGUGGCGCCGCUGCCUGGAGCCGCCCGCUGCCACGCCGGCGGACAGCGAGCGCCAUCAGCGCAGUGGAGCUGGCGGCGGCGGUGACGGCGGUCGGUGGGCUGGUAGAGGUACUGCUGGCGCUGCUGGUACUGGUGCUGCUGAUGCUGGUGCUGGUUCCCAUAUUGGUGCUGGAGGAGGAACGGGUGGGGGAUAUGUGGCCCGCGGUCCUGCCGAAGCGGCGAUUAAAGGUCCUCAGGCUGGAGGGCCUGGGCGGCCUGUCCCGGUACGACCAGGCCCGCCAAGCUGCCGCGGCGGCGGCGGCGGCGACGGUAGCUGCGACUUCGCCGGCGGCGGCGCUGCCGCCGCCGCCGCCAAUGCUUCCCCAGGAGCGUCUUUCCGUUGUGGAGGCGCAGGGGCGGCGGCUGCGGGAGGAGAUGGCGUCGUCGGGGCAGCGCGAGGCCGUGGACGAGCUCGCCAAGGUGCCGCUGCAGCAGGCGUUGCGACGUGCGGCAGCAGUAGCGGUAGCGGGGCCCGAGGCUGGCGGCGGCGGGAUGAGCUCUGUGUGGCGUCCGGGCCUCAGCGCAGAGGCGCGCGCCUUGCUGGCGGAGGCGGACAGACGGGAAGCUGAGGGCGAGGACCCUUGGGUGUACGACGAUGCCGACGGCGAUGGCAGCAGCGACAACGACAAUUGCGGUGGGCGUGAUGCCGGCGGUGGCGGCUGUAGUAGCCGCCGCGGCCGCCGCCGCCGCCCUGCGGGUGGUGUGUUGCAGCGGCUGGUCGGGCUAGCUCCCGGCGGUGGGAUCCGUCAUCCCGGGUCCCACGCGGCGCACCCCCCUCUCCCGGGACCCGACCCCUGGCGGACCGCCGACAAGGAGGCCGUCGCACUGGUGCUGGCCCGUGGGUCCUCCACACCCGUGCAUCACACCCUAAAGAGUAAGCUGGCACAAGAUGCCGUACGGCACAUGUACGGCAUCCCGCCGUCAGCGAUGGCAAAAGCUGCGGCAGCAGCGGCCGCCUCCCAGGUGGAGUCGGCGCUGCCAUUUUACCCACCGACUUCCCUGUUGACCAACCACAGGGCAGCGGUGCAUGAGAUCGAGCUGCGGCGCCAGAUGGGCCUCCCGGUGACUGCCGACCUCGUGGCGGCACGCAGUGUGGCGACACCCAAGGCACCGCGGCUGGUGGUGCGGCACCCGCGCCAGACCUUACUCCUCCCCAGCCCGGCCCCACUCCCUCCUCCCCCUCCUGCCGGUCCUGACACCCCAGUGGGAGGUCGGGAUCGGCCCUUCAGCGCGCCUCCACUGCCAUCACCCGCACCUCCCGGGGUCCCUCCGGCCCGCAUUGUCCAGUUUGCGAAUAUAGGCAUCGGUUCCUAUUCCCUGGCCGACAGCGGACAUAGAAGCGACAGCGGGCAGCGGCUGGCGCCGCCAGAGGCGCGUGUGCGCGGCAUCGGCGCCGACAGCGACCUGCGGCGGGCCAUCGCCGCCAGGGCGGCAGCGGCGGCGGUGACAGCUGCGGCGGCGGCGAAGCAGGGGCCGGAGGCGGCGGCUGGCGUGUGGCUCGCGGUUCCGAAGGUGCCGUGGGUGGGUCGGUCUACGAGCGCCACUCGUGCCCACGGCAUGGUGCGAGUGGGGACUGAGCUGGAGGGGCAGUGGGGUGAUCCGGAGCUGCAGCGCAGUGUACGUGAGGUGCUAAGCUAUCUGGACGGCCGAUGGAUACCGCCGGGAGGGCGAGGCGCAGGCGCAGGCAGCAACGGUGGCGGCAACGGUGGCAAACACCGUCCACACUCCCGCGGCAGUCGGCAGCAGCAGCAGCAGCAGCGGCAGCGGCAGCAUAACUACCAGUUCCAGAACGGGGAGCUGGUGUACACGGGCCGGCGGCCGCCUUUCGAAACGGUGUUUCCGCCACCGUACGAGGUGCCGCCCUCGAAAUCGCGACCCAUGGGUUGUAAUAACGCCUACUCCAAGGCGGAUGCGGAGCGCCUGGCGGGGGCAGUGUCGUCGGAGGGGCCCCGCGGCAGCAGCGAGCUCCAUUGGGCUGCUGGGCGGGGGGACGCGCUGCGGGUGGCGGAGCUGCUGAUCAAGACCAGGGAGGACGCGGCGAAGAAAGCUGUGGAGUCGGCUGCUGCUACUGCUGCUGCUGCUAUGGCUUUGGUCAACUGCCGUAACCGGGCGGGGGAGACCCCCCUCCACCGCGCUGCUCAGUGUCGUCAGGGACGCAGUGCAGUGGCGGUGUUGGAGCUGUUGUUGAGUGCGGGUGCCGACCCGAAUGCGGCGGACUGCUGGGGGGUCACCCCCCUGAUGCGCGUCUUCGCGGCGGGCUGCUGGCUUCCCGAGGGCGACUUGCGUUGCGAGGUACUCCUCUCCGCGGGGGCCCGUGUGGAUGUGCGGGAGGCCAACACCGGGGAGACAUUGCUGCAUAAGGCCAUCAUUUACAACGUCUGUCGAGAGCAUCAGCAAUCGCCGCCAAGGAGGACUCGAAGCCCCUCUGGGCACCGGAGCCCCUGCCGGGUGAGGCAACAACCGUUACCAACUGCCAACCGUCACGGUGGCAUAACCGCUGCCGCUGCCGCCGGCGCCGGCACCACCAGCCUCAGGGAGCUGCUCCAGCUGUUGCUGUCGCUUUCGCGGGAGCACCUGCCGCCGUACCAGGAAGAUGGUGAGAACGACGACGACGACGACGACAAAGGCGCCAGUCGUCGAGGGGUCGCCCGUGCAGCAGCAGCAGCAGCAACAGCGGCGGCGGAGGAUGCCGUCGCCAGCAGCGCCGGGCGCAGCCGCGGCCUGCACGUCGAUGCACGUGACGCACGUGGUCGUACGGCACUACACGUGGCCUGCUCUCGUCCGCACUUGCACGGGCCUGGCAUGGAGGGGUGUUGUGUGACGGUGCUCCUGAGGGAGGGCGCCGACCCCAACGCCGCCGACGACAUGGGCCGUCGGCCGCUGCAUAUCGUCCUGGCGGAGGCCGCGGCGACGACGCGGCUGCACGAGGCCAACCGCAUCAACCACACCAAGCUGGCUGUGUCGAGGCCCAAGCAGCAUUCCGUGUGGGAAGGCGGGGGACGAGCGACCCGGCUGUCGAAGCUGGUGGGCUUGCUGAACCGGUACAGUGACACGGCGGCCAAGGUAGAGGAAGCCGUGGGGGAGAAGGCGGGGAGGAAGGCGAGACGCGGCGGCGGCGGUGUCGGUGUCGGCGGGCUGCGGCGCGGCGCCGCCAAGGCAGCGGACAAGCCCGGCCUGGGCGGCGGUGCCGGACCCAAGACGCUGCGGCAGCUGUACCGGGAGCGGUUCGGGGAAAGCAGCGGGGAUGAGGACGGGAGAGAGGGGGAGGAGGAGGAGCCCUCGCAGCACCAGGUGGUGCAGGCCUACUUGGCCGCCAUGCGCUCCGGACUGCCGCACAAAGACGGGACCGGCGGUGGCACAGCCGCCGCCGCCGCCACCACCGUUACCGCACUCGACAAGCAGGCCAAUGCAGCGACACAGCAUCAGGAUCAUCAGCCAGCUCCGAAACCAGGUUCGGGGCUGGACCCGGAUUCCGCGGCGACUCGAAUUCAGGCGGCGUUCCGGGGCCACCGUGCCCGUCGCCGACUCAAAGCUGCCGGCGUUGCGGCACCAGCAUCGGUUCCGGAGCCGACACCGCCGCCGCCGCCGCCGUCUCGCCACACCAUGGCGCACGGGCUCCGGACAGCCGCAGCAGCGACAUCGCAAUAUGGACCGUACGGCAGUGAACACGAGCGCGCCGCAAUUCGGAUCCAGGCCGCUCACCGCGGCUACCUGGUACGAAAGCAUCUGUCGGCGGUUAAGCGUCAGCAGCGGCAGGAUCAGCAGGUGCCGCCGGCGGGUGAUGCCGCGGUCUCCGUGGCUACGCCCGUGGCAGCAGCCGCGCCGGAUGGGCGCCUCAUAGCGGCCCGGAGCCAUGCUACUGCCGCCGACGCUGCCGCCGACGCCCUGUGGGACCCACCUCGGUCCAGUGCAACGGCAGCGCCGGGUAUGUCUUACGAUGUACGGCACGAACUGGCGGCGGCUCGCAUCCAGGCGGCCUGGAAGGGCAUGCAGGCUCGGAGGCUGUACAGCAGGGUACGACAGGCAGCGGUUGAACAAGACGAUCUGGAUCUCAUAUUGGAUCCUGAAGAGGUGGCGGCGCUGUCGAGGAACGUGAGCGGAGCGGCCAGGUACCCGCGCGGCGGCAGUAUCAGCCGACGGCGGCGGCUCCCACCUGGGGAGGCGGGUGAGGCUUCCGCACUACUGCAAGGCUGCGGUGACGUUGCCGACAGGGCGAAUGGAGACACCGGCGGUCAUGAUGCUGCGGCGACGGUGGCAGUAGUGGCAGCGGCGGGGGCAGCGGCGGGCGGCGACGGAACAGGGCGGUACGGCAAUUUGGUGGUGACGUCGGACGACGAGGAUUUGAAUGACGGCGCGCCGAGCGUGGAAGGCUGGUCGGACGCGUCGGAGGCGCUGGGACGGGGCUGGGAAGCACCGGAGGCGCCAUCGCCGUCACGCAUUCCCGUCGCUGCCUCCUUCCGCAGAAACACCAGUCGAGCCGUUGACGGUGGACCGGGGGCUGCCAUCGCGGCCGACGCAACCACCACUACAGGCGUAUAUAGCGGCGGCGGCGGCGGUGGUGGUGUUGGCGGGGCCUCGAUGCGGCGGCGGGGGCCCGGGGGUACGACAGUGGUUCCACAGCUGGCAGUGGCGGAUGACGGCCGUGUGGUGGGCGACCCCAGUGACCUGGACCUUUUGGAUCUGGUUUCGGAGGGGGAGGCGGAUGCGGGCGGUGAAGGAGAUGAAGGAGAUGAUCAUUCUCUGCCUUCGGGAGUCGUUAUUCGGCACGUUGAAGGUAGCGAGAACGACGGCCGCGGCGGCGGUGGCUUCGGUGUCGUGCAGCAUCACCAUGGCGGCGAUGAUGAGGGCAGCCUUAAGGGAGUCGGCAGCGAGGGAAGCGUGUUCUGA
Volvox carteri f. nagariensis is the source of this 5355-nucleotide messenger RNA. RefSeq lists its product as uncharacterized. The record is from RefSeq and is a predicted model, not a curated record. The coding region runs from base 1 to 5355 and encodes 1784 amino acids. The transcript has 21 exons. Gene Ontology annotation, molecular function: protein binding. Lineage: Eukaryota; Viridiplantae; Chlorophyta; Chlorophyceae; Chlamydomonadales; Volvocaceae.